AAAGUUUGGAACAUCGAACCAGUUAAGUUUGCUAUUGUGACUAAAAAUGGUGCGAAAUUUGAAGACUUAGACAUAGAAGGUUUGUUAACAGUCAAAGAAAAUUUUGACAGAAGGUUCUCAAACCUUAAAGAAGGCAAAGCAUACAAACUUGUUAUACCUUAUGAACCAAAGAAGACAGACGACUAUGAAUAUUAUGAGUCUAAGAUAGUUGAAGUUCAAGGUAAAUUAGGUAAAAAGAUUUUAGAGUCUAAGCCAGUGUUUGCUCCUAAAGAGGAAGAGAACAUUGACAUUGACCCAGAAAUGUUCUAA
Trichomonas vaginalis G3 is the source of this 309-nucleotide messenger RNA. RefSeq names its product protein of unknown function, DUF4108 family. The annotation marks the transcript as partial. NCBI's taxonomy places the organism in Eukaryota, Parabasalia, Trichomonadida, Trichomonadidae. The transcript has a single exon. The record is from RefSeq and is a predicted model, not a curated record.